AUUCACAAAUCUUGGGCUUUAUUCAAACAUCUUCCUUUGAGUUUAGUUUUGAGUUGCAGUAAUUGUACUUGCACAUUUAUAUUUCUCCCUGUUUGUUUCAUCAUAUCAAUGGCUUCUUCUUUCUCCCUGUCCAAGCCUCCUCCUCCUUUCUUUACUCAGGAUUGGAGAUGCUGCAGAGUUGGUCUUCAGAUCUCUGUAGCUCCCCCAUUGAAGUUGCAGAAGGCAUUUCCCACCACCAUUGUCUCCUCUUCUAACAAUGUUUCCUCCUUGGAAACUGCCCCAGGCACAGAACUUGAUGCUGUCUCAACUUUCAGUGAGAUUGUACCAGACACUGUCGUAUUUGAUGACUUUGAAAGGUUUCCACCAACAGCUGCAACAGUUAGCUCUUCGCUUCUUCUUGGCAUUUGCAGCCUCCCAGACACAAAAUUCAAGAGUGCCAUAGAAACUGCACUUGCUGACGGAGAAUGCUGCACCAAAGAGAAUCCUGAUGAUCGUUUAGCAUGCUUCUACAAUAAGGCUCUCGUAAAUGUAGGGGCAGACCUUGCAAAAGCAGUACCUGGUCGAGUUUCAACUGAAGUGGAUGCCCGUCUAGCUUAUGAUACCCAUGGCAUAAUUAGAAAGGUGCAUGAGCUUUUGAAGCUAUACAAUGAAGUAGAAGUUCCUCAGGAACGCUUACUGUUCAAAAUUCCUUCAACCUGGCAAGGCAUAGAGGCUUCAAGAUUGCUAGAAUCAGAAGGCAUAUUGACCCACUUGACUUUUGUUUACAGCUUUCCUCAAGCAGCAGCUGCAGCCCAAGCUGGUGCGUCAGUAAUCCAAAUCUUUGUUGGCCGUCUCAGAGACUGGGCACGCAAUCAUUCUGGUGAUGCUGAGGUUGAAGCUGCAUGCCUAAAAGGAGAAGAUCCUGGAAUUUCACUGGUAACCAAGGCAUACAAUUACAUUCAAAAGCAUGGCUAUAAAUCCAAGUUGAUGGCUGCUGCAGUUCGUAAUAAGCAGGACUUAUUCAGCCUACUGGGGGUUGAUUACCUCAUCAUACCAUUGAAGAUAUUGCUGUCUCUAAAGGAUUCUGUCACCUCACCUGAAGAGAAAUACUCGUACAUAAGGAGGCUAUCACCUAGUGCAGCUGCGACCUUUAGUUUCAAUGAAGAGGAGCUUGUGAAAUGGGACCAGUUGAGCUUUGCAUCAGCGAUGGGGCCCGCAGCUGAAGAGCUUCUGGGUGUUGGACUUGAAGGAUAUGUCAAUCAAACUCGUCGGGUGGAGGAAUUAUUUGAUUGCAGUGAACUUUUACGGGGAUGCGAAUUGCUAUAGCGGAGACGAGAUGGGGUUGAGAGAAUCCAAAAGUGGGUAGAAAGUCUUAGGUUCCUUAAUGCUUCAUAUCCAUUCCAUUACAUUAAGGUUUUUUUUUACCUCUGCUCCUCCCAGUCGUCCCACUUACUGUGAGGAGUAUUCCGGAUAUGUUUAUCCGGAUAAUCCAACCUUCAUGGCGAGGAAUGGAAAGAAAAGCCUGCACCAAAAUUUUAGGCACAAAUGCCAGUCAACUUCCUCGAGUCCAGCAGCACUCCCCAAUUCUUAUUGGAGCAUAUUUAUAUGAAUCUUCAUCAACAACAUUUUCAUCA
Messenger RNA from Amborella trichopoda, 1613 nucleotides. NCBI's taxonomy places the organism in Eukaryota, Viridiplantae, Streptophyta, Magnoliopsida, Amborellales, Amborellaceae. The record is from RefSeq and is a predicted model, not a curated record.